AUGCACGCGCUCGGAAUGAUGCAAUCCCCUGGCCUCAGCUUACGUCUCUCGCCGUCCGGCCACCGCCUCUCUCCACCUUCACCGGUCACCGUAAUUACCAAAAGAUGCUCCUCUCCCAGUUCAUUAUCCUUCGUCACUCCCAUCAAAUGCGGUUCUAUCUUGUCCUAUCCCUCUUCAGCAAGUGAAGCCAUGAAGUUCGCCGAAGGUUCUAAGAAGGAGAACUUAGUUCCGCUUCGCCACACCAUUUUCUCCGACCAUCUCACUCCUGUUCUCGCUUACCGUUGUCUUGUCAAAGAAGAUGAUCAAGAGGCUCCAAGCUUCCUUUUCGAAUCAGUUGAGCCAGGACAUCACUCUUCCACUGUUGGAAGAUAUAGUGUGGUUGGAGCACACCCUAAAAUGGAAAUUGUGGCUAAGGAGAACAAAGUGACAGUCAUGGAUCAUGUCAAAGGUACUUUGACAACAGAGGAGGUUGAAGAUCCAAUGUUGAUUCCUAGAAGAAUCUCAGAGACUUGGAAACCUCAAUUGAUCGAUGAGCUUCCUGAUGCUUUUUGUGGUGGAUGGGUUGGUUACUUUUCUUAUGAUACCGUUCGUUAUGCUGAAAAGAGAAAGUUACCAUUCUCCAAGGCUCCUAUAGAUGACAGGAACUUACCAGACAUGCAUCUUGGUCUUUAUGAUGAUGUGAUUGUCUUUGAUCAUGUCGAAAAGAAAAUGCAUAUUAUUCAUUGGGUGAGGUUAUCUGACAACUCAUCACUUGAUGAUGUUUAUGCUAAUGGUGUGAAACACUUGGAAGAGCUGGUUUCGAAGAUCAAAUGCAUAACUCCCCCCAAGCUACCUUAUGGAUCAGUAGACCUACACACAAAUCAAUUUGGCACUCCUUUGGAAAAUUCAAGCAUGACAAGCGAUGCGUAUAAGAAUGCUGUACUUCAGGCCAAAGAACACAUCUUAGCGGGAGAUAUCUUUCAGAUUGUUUUAAGUCAACGAUUUGAGCGCCGCACCUUUGCUCAUCCGUUUGAAGUUUAUAGAGCUCUAAGGAUUGUGAACCCAAGUCCUUCUAUGUGUUACUUGCAAGCUAGAGGUUGUAUACUAGUAGCUUCAAGUCCUGAAAUUCUCACUCGAGUGAAGAAAAACAAGAUCGUGAAUAGACCACUAGCAGGAACUGCAAGACGGGGCAAGACUUUUGAAGAGGAUCAGAUGUUGGAGGAGGCACUAUUAAAAGACGAAAAACAGUGUGCGGAACACAUCAUGCUGGUUGACUUGGGUCGCAACGAUGUUGGAAAGGUAUCGAAGAACGGUUCGGUGAAGGUGGAAAGGUACAUGGAUAUAGAGCGUUAUUCCCAUGUCAUGCAUAUCAGCUCAACGGUGACUGGAGAGUUGCAAGAUAAUCUGACUUGCUGGGACACUCUUCGUGCGGCUUUGCCAGUUGGAACUGUUAGCGGAGCUCCAAAGGUGAAAGCUAUGGAGUUAAUUGACGAGCUAGAGGUGACCAGAAGAGGUCCAUAUAGUGGUGGAUUCGGUAGUGUUUCAUUUACAGGAGACAUGGACAUUGCUUUGGCACUUAGGACCACUGUGUUCCCUACACAAGCUCGUUACGACACAAUGUACUCAUACAAAGACAGCAACACGCCGCGCCGUGAGUGGAUAGCUUAUCUCCAAGCAGGUGCAGGCAUUGUAGCCGAUAGUGACCCAGAAGAUGAGCACCGUGAGUGCCAGAACAAAGCUGCGGGACUCGCACGCGCCAUCGACUUGGCUGAGUCUGCAUUCGUUAAUAAAAGUGAUACAACCAUCUAG
Capsella rubella is the source of this 1788-nucleotide messenger RNA. RefSeq names its product anthranilate synthase alpha subunit 1, chloroplastic. The record is from RefSeq and is a predicted model, not a curated record. The transcript is spliced from 10 exons. Lineage: Eukaryota; Viridiplantae; Streptophyta; Magnoliopsida; Brassicales; Brassicaceae. Gene Ontology annotation, molecular function: anthranilate synthase activity. Gene Ontology annotation, biological process: L-tryptophan biosynthetic process. Bases 1 to 1788 code for a protein of 595 amino acids.